Messenger RNA from Colletotrichum phormii, 600 nucleotides. RefSeq lists its product as uncharacterized. The transcript has a single exon. Lineage: Eukaryota; Fungi; Ascomycota; Sordariomycetes; Glomerellales; Glomerellaceae. The coding region runs from base 121 to 441 and encodes 106 amino acids. The record is from RefSeq and is a predicted model, not a curated record.
CGAACAUUUCAUUAUUCAUCCACAGCCUAUCAACGCCUCACAAUCCCGAUCAACACAUCUCUCUCGCCCGUAUUCCAUAACCCUCAAGAUCAAACCAGACUAAAAAAAAAGACAAGCAAGAUGGAAAUAGCUAAAUCAAACCGGCCGAGCCGCGCCACCCAUCCGACGAGCCGGACUAGCCCACCAAACAAUGUACACGCAAGAGCUGGAAAAGGCAAAGUGAAAAGGAACGCACGCAGUCGAACUAUUUCUCCGCCACCUUCCUUACUUGCAUCAAGGCACGUAACAUUGGAACGCCAAGCCAAGUUUUUUGUCCCAUUUUCCCUCUCUCACUCUCCUGCGUCGUCUGGCCGGUCCCUGUCUGUUGGUGCUCCGCCGCCGGUUCGACGCCCCGAAAUUCCGACCAGGGGUCGCGCACGCUCUCCCCUCUCCAACAUGUGAAGGCAGACUAACGACACGCUGCUACUGCUCAAUUCGUCCACCUCUGCAGUUAAAUUCAACGCAUUUGGCCGUUGGGAGCUUCUCCUCAUCCCGAAAAGACCUCGAUUAGCGGCUACACCGUCUUGUUACGGCCUUCGGAAGCACGCGCGAAAAGGUACU